GAAGUGAGUCACAGGCCGGCGUGCCAUUUUGACGACGACAGGGAGGGAGUCCCAGGAAGCCAACUGCGUGCUUGUUUUUCACCGUUUUUGUAUACUCCAGCAAAACCGCCACCAUGGCUAUGCAAGCAGCGAAACGCGCUAACAUCCGAUUACCGCCUGAGGUGAACAGAAUCCUGUACAUCAGAAAUCUUCCUUAUAAAAUCACAGCUGAGGAGAUGUACGACAUCUUUGGGAAAUACGGACCAAUCCGGCAAAUCCGAACAGGGAAUACGCCUGAAACAAGAGGGACAGCUUAUGUUGUAUAUGAAGACAUCUUCGAUGCCAAGAAUGCCUGUGACCACCUGUCAGGCUUCAACGUCUGCAAUCGUUACCUCGUGGUUCUCUACUACAAUGCUAACAGAGCCUUCCAGAAAAUGGACACAAAGAAGAAAGAGGAGCAGCUGAAGCUUUUAAAAGAGAAAUAUGGGAUCAACACAGACCCUCCAAAGUAGUCUCUCACUGCUCCCAUCUUUCAGUUUUCAUUAAAAAACAACAAAACAAAAGAACAAUCCUGUUAAGUUUAUGCUUGUGGUGAAUUAUUGUUAUAGUUGAAAAUGCCAUUUUACAGUUUAAUUUUUUUCUCUUGGUUAUUUUGGGAGUCAGCCAGGACCGGCUGUCUGAAUUGAAGCCAAGGAGAGAGAGGAAGGAUCUAUUUGUGCUCAAACUCUUCAAAGAUGUGUAAACCUUUUUGUUUUGUCCCUUCCUGUUUAGCAGAAGUAGUUCUGAUAAUCUCAGCCCUCCCUCUGAGCAGCAGUAAAAGAGGAGUUAACAGAAACUGCUCAUGUAAAGCAAAACCUUUCUGUAAAAUAAAUGCUGAUUUUUU
Fundulus heteroclitus (mummichog) is the source of this 862-nucleotide messenger RNA. RefSeq names its product splicing factor 3b, subunit 6 (gene sf3b6). Bases 114 to 491 code for a protein of 125 amino acids. Gene Ontology annotation, molecular function: mRNA binding. Lineage: Eukaryota; Metazoa; Chordata; Actinopteri; Cyprinodontiformes; Fundulidae. The transcript is spliced from 4 exons. The record is from RefSeq and is a predicted model, not a curated record. Gene Ontology annotation, cellular component: nucleus; cytoplasm; ribonucleoprotein complex.